AAUCCGGCGAGGGCAGCGGCGGCGAGGUUCGUGCACUCAAGCGUCGGGAUGCUCGGCGAGGAAGGGAAAGCCGCCGACAAGCUUGCUCGGGAGGCGGUUGGGCGCGAGAUACAGCAGAAGAAAGAGGAGCUCUAUGACGUGAUCGCCAAGGCGGAGAAGAGCUUCUCGACCUGUAACUUCCAAAACAUGCGUCUCCUCCAGCAUCUCUCCGUGCAAGUCAAUCCACGGCCAUGGGAUUCCGAGUGGCGCCAGCUUCGGUUUUCGAGGAGGGUGAACGCCGUUAUGGAGAUUGCGGGAUUCAUCGCGUUGGGUGGCCUGGCUGGGUAUGGGUCGAUGCAGUACAGCAAGUGUCGUGAAGCGAGGAAGAAGCUUUGGGUGGCCAUGAUGGUGGAAGAGCAGGAAGCAUGACCUCAACUGAUAUCGAACUAGCCUUGACGCAAGAAGAAGCAAGAGCAGUAGUGUUUGUAACCCGGUGUUGUAGGAACGUGUAUGAUCUGAUAGCUAGAGCUUGAGUGCUAUUUUAUCAUGUCCAGUUUAAGACAAGUUGGAGUAGUAACUUUGUGCAAGUCGAGUAAGGUAGAACCUGAGCAACAUCAGUCGGCAAGAAGAACUUGGUUCUCUGAAGAGAGUUGGAAUGCUCUGUUUUCGUUGGAAGAAAUGAACGAAUGACU
Lolium rigidum is the source of this 671-nucleotide messenger RNA. RefSeq lists its product as uncharacterized. Bases 49 to 408 code for a protein of 119 amino acids. The record is from RefSeq and is a predicted model, not a curated record. The transcript has 3 exons. Lineage: Eukaryota; Viridiplantae; Streptophyta; Magnoliopsida; Poales; Poaceae.